AUGGCUGGCCUGGCCGGCAACAGAAUAGACCAAGCCAACCAUACAAGGCUGUCCAUGGCUGGCCUGGCCGGCAACAGAAUAGACCAAGCCAACCAUACAAGGCUGUCCAUGGCUGGCCUGGCCGGCAACAGAAUAGACCAAGCCAACCAUACACGGCUGUCAAUGGCUGGCCUGGCCGGCAACAGAAUAGACCAAGCCAACCAUACAAGGCUGUCCAUGGCUGGCCUGGCCGGCAACAGAAUAGACCAAGCCAACCAUACAAGGCUGUCCAUGGCUGGCCUGGGUGGCAACAGAAUAGACCAAGCCAACCAUACAAGGCUGUCCAUGGCUGGCAUGGCUGGCAACAGAAUAGACCAAGCCAACCAUACAAGGCGGUCCAUGGCUGGCCUGGCCCGCAACAGAAUAGACCAAGCCAACCAUACAAGGCUGUCCAUGGCUGGCCUGGCCGGCAACAGAAUAGACCAAGCCAACCAUACAAGGCUGUCCAUGGCUGGCCUGGCCGGCAACAGAAUAGACCAAGCCAACCAUGCAAGGCUGUCCAUGGCUGGCCUGGGUGGCAACAGAAUAGACCAAGCCAACCAUACAAGGCUGUCCAUGGCUGGCCUGGCUGGCAACAGAAUAGACCAAGCCAACCAUACAAGGCUGUCCAUGGCUGGCCUGGCCGGCAACAGAAUAGACCAAGCCAACCAUACAAGGCUGUCCAUGGCUGGCCUGGCCGGCAACAGAAUAGACCAAGCCAACCAUACAAGGCUGUCCAUGGCUGGCCUGGCUGGCAACAGAAUAGACCAAGCCAACCAUACAAGGCUGUCCAUGGCUGGCCUGGCUGGCAACAGAAUAGACCAAGCCAACCAUACAAGGCUGUCCAUGGCUGGCCUGGCUGGCAACAGAAUAGACCAAGCCAACCAUACAAGGCUGUACAUGGCUGGCCUGGCCCUCAACAGAAUAGACCAAGCCAACCAUACAAGGCUGUCCAUGGCUGGCCUGGCCGGCAACAGAAUAGACCAAGCAAACCAUACAAGGCUGUCCAUGGCUGGCCUGGACGGCAACAGAAUAGACCAAGCCAACCAUACAAGGCUGUCCAUGGCUGGCCUGGCCCUCAACAGAAUAGACCAAGCCAACCACACAAGGCUGUCCAUGGCUGGCCUGGCCGGUUAA
Molecule: messenger RNA, 1155 nt
Organism: Oncorhynchus masou masou (cherry salmon)
Lineage: Eukaryota; Metazoa; Chordata; Actinopteri; Salmoniformes; Salmonidae
Product: suprabasin-like
Exons: 1
Coding region: 1-1155 (384 amino acids)
Source: RefSeq, a predicted model, not a curated record